Psammomys obesus (fat sand rat) is the source of this 3498-nucleotide messenger RNA. It is a transcript of the gene Spata31g1, whose product is annotated as chromosome unknown C9orf131 homolog. The record is from RefSeq and is a predicted model, not a curated record. Lineage: Eukaryota; Metazoa; Chordata; Mammalia; Rodentia; Muridae. The transcript has 2 exons. Bases 1 to 3498 code for a protein of 1165 amino acids.
AUGGAAUGGCUCCUAGAAGACCUGCUUAGGGAUAAGGGAGAUAUGGGUCUUCUCCAAGGCCAGCUGACCCAUGCUCUGGCCUGCAGACACUGCAGCAGCAGCAUCUGUCUCCAGAGUCCAGGGAAUCUGGGCCUACAACUUCUACAUCAUUUGACCGUUCUUGAUUGCCUGUGGAAGCAAAAAUCAGAGGAGGAAGAGGAUGGGGAAGAAAAGGAAGAAUUAUCUCUGGAUCCACAAAAACCAUAUUUUCCUUCCAAAGACCCUCCCACUGGAAAUCAACUCACUGCAGCCCCAGCCCAGCCAUCCUGUAGUUUUGAGGGCCUCCCCAAGGCCACAGAGCCACAAGAACAAGUGCUUGCACAACCCUCAAGCCCUUCCAGAUCUUUCCCUACCUUCCAGAUCCUGACCAACCUGCCUGUGAGAAACAAGAUAGCUUCAGGGAGGUCCCUGCAGCAGAGAAAAAGCCAGCUCUUCUGGGGUCUUCCCUCUCUGCACAGUGAGUCCUUGGAGACUAUUUUCCUGAGCUCAGAAGGCCCCUCUCCACGAAAGCUAUCUAUUUGUCCUUCUGUCUUCUUCAACAAGGUUGCCUUCCUGCCUGUGUACAAACCGUUGUUUCCCUCUUAUCACUCCUCAACUUGCUAUCCUACCCCUGAAGCCCAUAUGAUGGAAGAUCUGGAAGGAACAGCACCUAGUUCUCAAUCUUCCCCUCCUAUCCCACUAGUGUCCUCCAAUCUUAAGCCUUUGCCUAUGGCCUGCAAGGGGAUUAUAUCUGACACCAAGGCACAUACACAGUGGUUUUCACACAACAACGAGGUUUCCUGUGUCUCUGAGAGUCGAGCUCUGUACCCACAGCCUCAACUCCAAAACAUCAGACCCUCCACAUUCUUAUGUUCUUCUGAGGCCUGGAGAGAGAUGUCAGGGGACCCCAGCCUCCAUCAACACAACCCAGAAUCACCUUCUGCCUCUCUGUCAUAUCCUGCUAAUCCCCAGGAAGUCCUAAAUAGGUUUAAAGUGCCAUGGAUAACCAUGAAAAAUGAACACCCAAAAGCCUCUGAAUGUACAAUGCCAACUGCAAGCCCACACCCAACUUGCCUGACAAAAUGCCAUAGAGUCAACCCUAUUGGAGACCUGUCUGGAUUGAAAGCUCUCUGGGAAACCACAAUGCAAAAAGAGAACCCUCAGAGAUAUGAGAUCCCAAUCUUGGCCCCUUGUCAAUUCACAGUACCCAUGACUGAACCUCAAGGUACUGAACCCCAAGGUACUCACCUUCCAGGAACUCCCCCUAGAUAUGAAACUCAGAGGAGAUACAUAGUAUAUAAAGACAAUCCCCAAGCUUUUGAUCCCUUAAUGUCAGUCUCCUAUCAACCAUCAGAUGCUCUGUCAGAAGUAAAACAUAUUAACCCCAAAGGAAGACUGUCUGCACCUAAGGACUUCUGGGGAAACAUAGGAUACAAAGGGAACCCACCUGUUUCUAAGUCUCCAGUGUCAGACCCCUGUCCUCUAGAUACCCUGUCAGGAUACCAGAAGGAGAGUCCCCUUGAGGACCUGUCUGGAUAUGAGGCCAAAUGGCAAUGCAGAGAAAACUCAGGCAAUCUCUGGGCCUUUAAAACUCCAACCUUGAAUAACUUCAACAUGGGUUUCUAUGAAACCACCCCUGAAUGUGUCCCAUUGGGAUCUAAGACUCACUUGAAGGGUAGACCUAGUACAAAAAAUUCCUGUGUCUAUGCAGACCUAGUUUCAUCUCCUAGCCUUCCCUCUGCCUCUCUGCCAGACUUUGCAAUAAUGGGGCCCCAAAGAGUCUUGUUAGAACCUAAAGCUUUAUGGGAGACAAAGGAGCAGAGAAAACAUCUCUGGGUAUCUGACUCCCCACAUCCUGCCCACAUACCACCUCUAGUGCCACAAAGAAUCAAUACUGUGGAUGACUUCCCUACAUCUGCAGCUACAUGGAAGGAUACUGGCAAUACAGGAAAAUGUUUGUCUUCUGAGCAUCCACUUCGGAACCUCAACCCAUACCCAGAUCUUGCACAGCAAACCCUCAGACUUAGUCCCAUAGAGAACUCAUUUAAAAAAUCUAAAGCUUGGUGUGGGGACAGUCAAAGAAAAAACCUACUGACCUCUGAGCUACCAGCUCAAAGCUUAUCCCAAUACCUGCUUGGAGCUAGACCCUCAGAAAUCCUAUCUAACUUUAAGCCUGCUGAAGAGCACAUGCAGCAGAACGAAAACUGUUCUGUCUCUGCAUCCUCAGUUUGGGAAUUCAGUCUACCUCCAAACUCUCAGUUAAGUGAGCCUUCUGAAGGCCAGUGCAACUCUAAGCCUAUGGAGUCAGCAGUAGAGCAGAGAAGGGAUUUCUGGGUCACUGAACUACCAAGCCCCAGCUUUUUCUCUGCUCCAUCACAAGAGCCACAUUCCAACAUUGAGUUUUUAUGUAGAAAUGUACAAGAAAAAGAGGCCUCCCAGGGUCCCAAUCCGCCAGUAGAGAAUCCUCUGCAACCAACUUCCAUCCUAGCUAAAGCCCCAAAGUCUGGCCUACAGAAGGAAAAGAUACUCUCAGAAGCAAAAGUAGAGGCUUCGUCCUCCCAGAGUGGGGCUGUCCCAGAGGUGUGUGACCAGCCUGUGAUCCACGCCUGGCAAUGGAGUAGAGAAUUAAAGCUCAAACUGAAAAAACUACAGCAGAGCCCCAUUUUCAAAUCCCCAGGUUCCUAUCACUCAUUUUGCAGCUCCCCAGUCCUUAAACCCCUAACUCCAGAACCUUGGGGACUUUCCUCUUGUUCCCAACAGACCCAUCCUCUUAAUCUGCACCCCUGCUUUUCAAGUUGUCAUGCCCCCAAAAUUCAAAGGACAGAACCUCUGCCUGCCCAGGACCCUCACUUUUCCCACUCCCCUUCUCAACCCCAGCUACAAGCUGCCAGCAGAGCAGAACAAGAGUCUCAGAAAAACAAGAGGAUGGAAAGGAAGGUAAUGGUCCAAAUCCCACCCCUGGGUCAUGCUUACAUGAAGGCUGAUGAAAACUGUUCAGCAAUGGGAGAGUCCUCUGAGGUUCUGAUCUCUGGCCAGAGACAAGACAAGACUUUAGAAAUACUAUCAGCCCAAGGAAGAGGGAGUCCCAGAAAAUGCAAAGCAGAGAGAUGUGGACGAGGGGAUGCAGAAUUAGGAUCAUCCACUGUCACAGGGGAAAACCACCCUGCUCAGGCCUGCAGACCAGCAGAGGCCCCUAUACACACAUUUUCUAAAAAGUCUCAGUACAAAGCUCAGAGUUCACACACUGCUCUUGCACAGCAGCUUCUCCCAAAUGCUUCUGGUCCCUGGGAUCAACAAAAGACAAAGGUUGGUGAUGCUCAGAAUCCUCGCCAUUAUAAGCGGUGCCCAUCCUCCACAUCCAAGGCUCCCCCUACCAGAGGUAUUCAAAGGUUGUUAACUAAAUUUGUUGGUGUUCAUAGACCCCGCCGACAAAAUCCAGUCAGUAAAAGUAUGGCAGUAACGGCACCCAGUAUCCCAUAA